Molecule: messenger RNA, 3090 nt
Organism: Aspergillus lentulus
Lineage: Eukaryota; Fungi; Ascomycota; Eurotiomycetes; Eurotiales; Aspergillaceae
Molecular function (GO): protein binding
Source: RefSeq, a predicted model, not a curated record
AUGGCGCCCCCGACGCUCCUGUUAUUGUCUCUCGGUUUUCUCUUCUCUAUACUUGCUCAUGCGGAUGAUGAGUAUUUUUCCGUGGGUGACCUGAGCCAGUACACCACGGAUGGAGUCCCGACACCCGUGCUCACCGGGUCCGUGAUUGAAAUUACUGCGGUAGGUGAUCCGGCUGAGAAUGGAAUCUUGGCAUUCCUGUCUCCAGAUAUGCAGACCAGCCUGAAAUCCACCAUGGAUAGCGACUGCGCGGCGGACAUUGACUCAAAGUGCUACCAAGAGGUCCUGGACGUCCUUGAGGGCACUGGCCGCACUCUCCAAUCCCGCAGUCUGAACCCACCCGCACUAGAGCCGCGCAACUUGGCUUAUCUAGGGGCUGGCGCGAUGGCCAUUAUCGGCUUCAUAAUCGCAAAAGUCUACCGGGACGACAAGGUGGUUCCGGUGCCCAUCAAGAUUCCCCCGGCGCAACUGGAGGACUCUUUCAAUCUGGAAACUGCUACCGCCAUCGUCUUCAUCACUGACUUCAGCCAACCAGAGCAGACCAUCACGCAACCUCCAGAGCAGGACACGGCGACUGGACUGCCAGCCACGAUUACCACCUUUGCGAGUGCCGGGAACGGCGCGAGUGCGGGAGAUAUGGGCAUCCAGCUGGACUCGACGGUGGCAGCGCACCUCCAGACGCUGCUUUCCGGCUCGGACAACAGCAACUGCGACAUAGGCGCCGACUUCUUUUCUUCAUCCUCCCUCCGGUCUCGUUCGCUGGACAUGGCCAGCGUCAUCUGCGGCGCCGAAAACAUCCUCGCCGACGGCAUCGGCCGGGAUGGAUAUCCCAACUGGCUGCUCAUGAAUCACGGAAACUUCCCGUGGACCAAUGCAGAGCUUGUGGCAGGUGUAAAUACUGUCGUGCAGUGGGCACUCACUCAGGCUGACCGGCUGAAUCCGGGGAUCAGCGCAUCUCAUCUCCACGGGCUGGCUGUCGGGGCCUUUGCCUUGUCGUGGCUCUACUUCACCAAUGGGGCCAUCACGACCAAUAAUGUGAUCCCCGCCGCAUCGCUCCGGGGGGGUCCUACCGCCACGGUGUGCCAAGCGCAGACAGCGACCCAAUGCGGCGUUGAGUGCGAGGUCCAGACAUUCGCCCCUCAAUUCGCCUGCUCAACUGCCUGCUUGACCGUCACAUCUUGCGAUGCGCAGGACGCCCUCACCACCACCCUCACAGCCACCAUGACUGCUGUCGGCGCGGACCCAACGGGGAAUUCGUCGACUGCGACUGGUCAAGGGCAACAGAUCGCUGUCGCUUCGUACAUCAACCCGCUUGGUGACCCGGCUGCGUGGAAUCGGCUGAUCGCGUAUGAUGUGAAGAAGAUGCCUAUCUUAGUUGCCAACGUCGUGAACGGCCCGGAUUCGGCUCUUGACUCGAACUGGCAAGGUGUGAUCCAGCGUGCUUCGGCUGCGGGUAAAACAGUGCUUGGUUAUGUACGGACUGGAUACCUGGGCGUGAGUGUCCAGAAAUUCCAAACACGGCUGGGCUCGGGGAAUCUGGCGGAUUGGACUGCUCAGAUCGAGGAAGAUGUUGAUAUGUGGUACAAGCUUUACGGCGAUAAUAUCGGCGGUAUCUUCUUUGACGAGGGCUGGCCCGAAUGUGGUGACAACAAUGAAUAUGCGGAUCUGUAUAAGUAUAUCAACGCCUAUACGAAACGUGCUCACCCCGGUGCAUUCACAGUCCUGAACCCCGGAUCUCCUAUAGCAUCUUGCUUCGAGGAUACCAUGGAUACCCUUCUGACUUUUGAGCUGAACUACGAUUCCUACAUCAACUCCUACACACCUAACAAUUGGACCCCCAGUGACCCGCGGAAACUCUGGCAUAUUGUCUACAAUGUGCCCGAACCCGCGGUCAGUGAGGUAGCCAGUCUAGCCAAGGAGCGCGGGGUGAGCUUCCUUCAACUUACAGACGACAGCUUGCCCAAUCCAUACGACACGCUGCCUGCGGAUUCAUACGUCCAAAGCAUGAUGAACGCAAUCAGUGGUGGCUCCCCAUUGAAUACAGAUGCAGCAUCCUGGACCUCUGGAGGCGCCGCAGGAGCGGUGUCUGGAUUAUCAGUUGUGACUUCGGACUAUAGCUCUGCUCAGUUAUCCUGGAACGUGGCCUCGAAUUCUCUUGGCUACCAUGUGUAUUCGGGUGAUAGUGUUGUUGCAAGUGUUCCAAGCUCAAUGACAACGAUCACGAUUGGCGGUCUGGCAUCCGGAAGUAGCUACAUAUUUCAUGUAAGUGCAGUAGGUGGAGGCGGCAGUCUAGGGCCAGCUUCGAAUACAGUUACUGUGAAUACCGAAUCUUUACCUGGUGGGAAAACUGUUGUUAACUACGACUCCUCUCCUUCAGCCACUUCGACCACUAUCCAGGCGGACAUUCUAGUACCUUACUCGUUUGUCCGCCUCUAUCUCUGGGACUCCGUGGGCUGUGACUUCGAUACUGAUCCAGGAUGGAGUGUUAACUUCAACAUUGACCAUUACGCCUGCACCCACUACAUGGUCGAAGGCACUACACUCUACAAGUAUAACGGUGUACUUCCUGAAGGCUCCACGGCGCCCCCAUGGUCCUGGGAGGUAGUCAGCACAAUCACCCUGGACAUCACCGGCUACACUUACAAGUGGACGUUACCCCUGGGGACUUCCACUUUCGACACGAGCAAAUUCGUGGUUCAGGCGCAAGGCUAUAAUCCCUUAACCAACGCCUUUGAGCCCGACCCCACUGCUUAUGACUGCGAGGGCUCGACCAUGUGCACGACCCCCGAUUUUGUGAAGUGGUGUGACCAGGCCGUCAAUACCCUGCAGCGAAACGACCAGCCCUCUUACUUUGCUACGUCUGCGAACGAGUCCGGCAUUAAUCUGUCCGGCAACUGCUGGGGCGAUCAGACUCGGGGCUGCGGCGUGUUCAUCCAGGGCGAUGCCCACUGCAGUAUCAGUGGUAACGACAUAUGGAAUGACUACCAGAACAUCCGCAACAUUGGCGGCUGUAAAAGGUGUGGCUCGUUCCACAGGGAAGACGGCUGUCUGAUUACUAUCAACUAUAUCUAUUCAUGUGACAACCACUGGUAG